AUUUAUAGUUCUGAAUACACGUUUAUUGAGCCAUGGCUAAAAUAAAAACCCAAUUUAUUGGUUCAAUUUGUAUUGUAUCAGGUGUGUCAUGUAUUCUUUCGUUAUUAGGACUCACAACAAAUAAUUGGCUUGAUGCAACUGCAGUUUUCACAGAACGUUUGCAAAGUCGCGUCAACUACGGGCUCUUCUCAGGUACUCUAUUGCGCCAACAACUGGCAGCAACUCUUCAAUUUAAUUUAGCCAUUGUUUGCAAUUUUAAGGAGGGUGUAUGCAUGUAUAGUUGUCAAAGAGAACAAUUGCAACGAGAACGUGAACUAAACAAAAUUUUAAAUGGUACUUUUGGGUUAGAACCGUGCGAACAAGCUAUUUCUAAAAGACUCUAUAGUGAAAAUAAAAACAAUAACAUUUACCAAAACAAUGUUACAUUUUCCGUGAGUAAGAGGAACACUGACAUGAGGUCACAUUUCAUACCAGUCGGAUUUUGGAUAAGUACUCUAAUAUUUACUGUCCUGACAAAUGUUUUUACUUUAAGCUCGUUUGUUUUUGCUUUAAUUAAUUUUUACACAAAUCCUAUAGAACAAAUUUAUAACAUAUUUGGGUUAUAUAUAUGGAAUGGAUCAGCUAUAGUUUUUUCACUAUUAACAUUAUCAACUUGGAGCGCAUUAUUUAACGUUUAUCUCAAAAAUAACAUAUCCAUCACAGACACCAUGCGGCUGGAAUUAACAUUUUCAUCGGAAAAUCAUGCAAAUUUGAAUUAUUCAUUUUACAUAUUACUGGCGGUAUUUAGUUUAAAUGUAAUUAACAUUAUAUUACUAAACGUCAGUCGAUAUUUAAUGCAAAAAGCGUGUCAUAUAAGUACGAUAAAUUUGGAACAAACCGAUGCUCCACUACAAUUUUAUUAAACAUAAUAU
Teleopsis dalmanni is the source of this 911-nucleotide messenger RNA. RefSeq lists its product as uncharacterized. Bases 33 to 902 code for a protein of 289 amino acids. Lineage: Eukaryota; Metazoa; Arthropoda; Insecta; Diptera; Diopsidae. The record is from RefSeq and is a predicted model, not a curated record. The transcript has 4 exons.